GUUUUCUGACGUGCUACACGCACUUGGACGUUCAGCAGCCUUUUUAGGAAAAGAUUCCAGUCACAAGCAGUGUAACUCAGACAAAGAGGUGCUUAAAUCUUUCCGAAAUCUGAAAACGCAGCCGUUCUUCUCCGUCCUUCAGUUUUCCACCUUGUCAAACCAUCUGAAGAGUUACUUCCCUCGUCAGGAGCGGCACCAUCAGAUGACUUGCUCGAGACUUCAGGACAUGUGUGUAGUGUUUGCUGGGCCGUUCCCCACAGGCUUCUCUGACGGAGACGUGAAGCAGCUGUUUAGUUUCUGCGGAGCCGUUCGAAAAGUCAAGAUGUUGAACACAGUGGUCAGGGUACACGCAGAGAUUGAGUUUGAGUUGCUGGAGGGAGCGAUGCUGGCGGUAAAAACUCUGAAUGGCCUUAAUGUGCUCGGGCAGACUAUAAAGGUACAGAGGCCGGUGUGUGAGUCAAUGCUAGAUCUGGAUGUGACUCUUAAAGCACUGAUGGGUGACGCUCUGAAUGCUCGUCACCUCUACGCUGUUAAAAUGAACCACAGUAUGACUGAGUGCAUCAGCACUUCCACAAAAGUUAAUGGGCAUGUGUCAGAUGCUGAAUGCUUAGAUGUCACUCCUGUGAAAACAGUAAACGGGCUACUUCCUGCUAAAAUAAACAAAUGGUUGCAUCUCAGUACCUCUAAAUCUGAACUGUGUGAGGAGUCAGUCAGAGAGACAUUUGGCCACUUUGGCACAGUGAAGAGAGUCAUCCUAUCUGCCAAGCCUAAAGAAUCCACAGGACGUGCACGCAUAGUGUUUGUGAAUUCAGAGGACAGACGCGCAGCGCUCAACUCUUCUGAGGAUCUGUGGAAGAAGAACUACCUCAUCUGUCCAUCGCUGACGCCGGUCCAUUUGCCUUCAUGGGUUGGAGCGGAGAUUAAGGCGACAACCCACAGGCACAGCAGCGCUCAG
Molecule: messenger RNA, 955 nt
Organism: Neolamprologus brichardi
Lineage: Eukaryota; Metazoa; Chordata; Actinopteri; Cichliformes; Cichlidae
Source: RefSeq, a predicted model, not a curated record